AUGCCGUCCAAUUUGCGCCGGCUAGCUGCCGAUCAUGCUGCUUUACACCGCGAUCUUCCGCCGUACUACCUGCAGCCCACUGACGGUGACGACUUGUCACAGUUGACAAUCCUCCUCACUGGCCCAGCAGGUACACCUUUUUCACAAGGAUUAUGGGAGCUCCAUCUGAAGAUGCCCGAUGAUUAUCCGAAGAGCCCCCCAAAGGCUACGUUUAAGACAAGGAUAUGGCAUCCGAACAUGGAGGAGCUCACUGGAGCUGUCUGCGUGGAUACCCUCAAGCGGGAUUGGCAGCCCAAUCUAACCCUCCGCGAUGUGCUGGUCACAAUCUCAUGUCUACUUAUCUAUCCCAACCCCGAUUCUGCUCUCAACGCUUCUGCAGGCGCUCUCAUGCAAGAGAACUAUGCCGCCUUCGCACACCAAGCCAAGCUUAUGACCUCAAUCCAUGCCCCGAUCCCAUUGAACCUUAAAGGUGCAGUGACUGAAGCAAAGCUUCGGGGCGAAGAGGCAGGGGCCACAAUUGAGGGGAAAGAAGAAGACGCAAACAUUCAACGCCCACGGAAACAAGCCCGCACCUACACCGCCACAAUGAAGAUAACUGCUCGCAACACCACUGCAUUCGAAAACUCGUCACAGUCCUCGUAUCCUUCGCAAUCCUCCUCAAAUAUUUUCGCCCAAUCCACCCCGCCCAUGACAGACGACGUGAUGAGUGACAGCGAAAACGACGACCCUGCUAGCGCAAGCAAGGAGAACAACCCAACUCUUUCCCCCUCCCCUGUCUAUCUCGCGCCCCCAAGUCCCCGUAAAACUGCCUUGGGAAAGCGCCCCCUCUCCGUCCUCUCAAUUCCCUACCCUGAAGACUACGAUACAGACAUGAUGCUCAUCGAUUCCGACAACGAGACCCCCGCCAUGACCUCCAACGAACGAAAUAUCACCGCAAACACAUGUUCUCGUACUUCAUCACCACUACGGAAAACACCCAAGCUCUCCCUACUCUGUGGGGGAGUCAACGCUUCCGGCCGUCUCCGCGAUGAGAUGCCAAUAUUUGAAGAUGUGCCCCAGCUGGCCAUGCAAGACCCCCUACGCCGGAUGAGCGGGGAUGGCAAAGAGAACCGUGGAUCUGCAACCGCGCGCGGUUUGAAGGAGAAGCGCGAAUACCACCCCAUGAAGACACUCAAUGGCUCUGCUCCACUUUCUCCAGUGCAUGCCCAACUACUCACGCCAUCACUAUCAUCAUCCUCAUCUCUUUCAGGCUCCUCCAAUUCGGGAAUCUCCAAGAAGAAAGCCAUGAGCGGCCCGCACAAACGACUUGCCGUCAGAGUAAAGCCGCGCAUUGGCAUUCGCCGGCUAUGA
Messenger RNA from Penicillium vulpinum, 1350 nucleotides. RefSeq names its product putative ubiquitin conjugating enzyme E2. The transcript is spliced from 3 exons. Gene Ontology annotation, molecular function: ubiquitin conjugating enzyme activity. Gene Ontology annotation, cellular component: nucleus. Gene Ontology annotation, biological process: ubiquitin-dependent protein catabolic process; protein polyubiquitination. The coding region runs from base 1 to 1350 and encodes 449 amino acids. Lineage: Eukaryota; Fungi; Ascomycota; Eurotiomycetes; Eurotiales; Aspergillaceae. The record is from RefSeq and is a predicted model, not a curated record.